Messenger RNA from Linum trigynum, 7502 nucleotides. The record is from the annotation of a GenBank genome assembly. NCBI's taxonomy places the organism in Eukaryota, Viridiplantae, Streptophyta, Magnoliopsida, Malpighiales, Linaceae.
ACCCAAUACCCAAGAUUUCAGAUAUCAAUUACAUUGAGUGUUUACUCGAGUUCCUUUGUGAACGUUUUGCUUAAUCUCUCCUUUGAGGAUUCAGGAGAAUUGAUUGGUCUCUUAUCAACUAGAGAACGCGUCUAGUUGUGGCGAGCAUCGACUAUAUCGAUUGGCCUUAUCCACGGGUUCGAGAUUGUUUGGUUGGUUUAAUAUACCAACUGACACUUCUCACGAGUUCGGAUCUGUUUGAUCGAUUUCUGCAACUAUCCUUUAUUUACGUGUUAUUAAAGAAAGAAGAAAACCCCAAAAGAGUUCGACGUUGCACGAUUCUAAUUUUUUGUCCAAGUUUGGAUGGAUUCUCGAAUUAGGAUCAUAUUAAAAGCCCCAUCCUUUGAUUUCACAAUUGGUAUCAGAGCCGAUCGUCGUAGAACAAGAUCUAACGAUCUCCGGCGAAAUCGAUCAUGGGAAGCGGUUCAACCGACAAUGCUCAAUCUCUCUACUUUUGCGACAAAGAGCUGGCGUUUCUCAGACCGCCCAGGUUUGUUGGUAAAGAGUAUUUUCGUUGGAAGCAUAUAAUGAAAUUAUUUAUGCUUUCGGUUGAUCCUAAACUUUGGCUUAUCAUUGAGAAUGGGUUGCUUAAAUUAAAAGAUGAUAACUUGAUAUGGGAAAAGAAUAAGAAAAGUUACAGUUAAAUGCCAAAGCUAUGUAUAUUGUAUUGAGUGUUCUAGAUAUGGAAGAUUAUAAUUGUGUAUCUCACUGUAAAUUUGCGAAAGAUGUUUGGGAAAGUUUGUAGGGUUUAUAUAAUGGAGCAGACUUAUUGAUAGAACGAAAGGUAGGCACGAGAGCUAGAAUUAUGAACAAACAUUGUUCCCCAACUCACAAGGGAAGGAUGGAGCGCAAUAAGCGUGAUAAUGCUGAAGCAAGCAGGAAAGUUAUUGCCUUUUCUGAAGUAAAGAAAUUAGAACUCAUUGAUGACCUUAUUAGAGUUCAAAGCUUGUAUUUAAAAUUUGGUGCUAGGUUUAAGAACCUAAAAGAGGAAUUUGAAGAUGAGAUAUUUGAACUGAAAAGAGAGUUAGAGGACCUGAAACAAGAAAAAAUUAUUUCUGAUGACAAAGCUGAAUCUGUUAUAGUUAAAAACUCAACUCUAAUUGUUGAAUUAGAAAAAAUAAGAAAAGAAAAUGAGAUUGACAAAGGUGAUAAUCUUGCAUCUGAAUUGGAAGCUCUAACAACUCAGAUAGCUUGCCUAGAAGCUGAAAACUUUUCUCUGGGAAGUAAACUAUUAGCUGCUGAAAGUAAAUGUCUGUUACUUGAGCUGAAAAUGGAUAUAGAGCCAAUAUGUCUAGACUUCGUGAUGAAAUCCGAAACUUCAUAUGCCAUAAAUGCAAUAGACGAGGUCAUACUAGUAGACAUUGUUUUCUAAACAACAAGAAUGUUAACUUGAGAUGCUAUUGUUGUCAUAAAGUUAGAAAUAUAAGCAGAAAUUGUAGGUUUUGACAUGAAAAUGAGUGGUUUGAUAAACCAUAUAACUAUUCUCAUUCCAGUAAAAAGGUAACCAAACUUGAUUGGGUACCCAAAUCACAAUAUUGAUUACUUUGCUGGAAAUAGUAGAUGUGAAAGCACAAUUUGAAUCAUGGUUUUUUUUUUGUGUACGAUUGCUCUCACUCAAUGAUGUGGAAAUCAUGUCUUCUCUAAGUUAGAUUAAAUUAUUAAAUUCUACUGCAUAUAGAUUUUAUAAGGAUGCACAAUGAGUGGACAUUCUACUGUAUAUUUUACAUGAGUUGCAUUAAGAUUAUUAUGGGUGUCUAGGACAACAAGUUCAACUGUUUACAAGUAGACACUCUUUUGUGUCCUGAUUUAUUCUUAAAAUGCAGCUCCAGUACGCUUUUGUUGUCUUAAUUGUGCAUGAACCAAAUAGCAGUUUUGUUAUCAUACUGAUCAAUGAAAAGCAUACAGAAUAUUGCAGCAUGAUUGGAAUUUUCUUGAACUCACUGAAUGUAUCAGAUUGAUAUAAAUUAUCAAGUUCUUGGUCUUACUUGUGGUUUCGAAAUUCAUUUUACUUAUGUGCUCAUGUAAAAAAUCAGUAAGUUGGUAUUUGAAACUACAAUAUAUGUGACCCAAUAAAGGUCAAACUAUGUUUAUAUGGUUGAUUCUUGUAACAUCCCGUUCCGGCAAAACCCAUAUUUAGAUCGCUAGAAAGUUUGCGAUUUAAAAUCGAGCGUUUUAAUAGUAUUUCGACAAAAAUCGGAUUAUUAAUCAAUCGGAUAAGUAUACGUAUUAAUUAUAUAUAUAUAUAUAUUAUAUAAAUAUAAUAUACAGGGUAUAGUAUCAUGCCCAAAAAUCCUCCUAAUUCGAGGUCUAGAUAGCGUUUUCAUACUCAAGGUAUGCGGUACAACGGAUUUCCCCCGGGGUACCGUAGAAGGCACCAUAUUAUAUAUAUAUAUAUGGUGACUACUUCGGUGCACCCACAAAAAUGAGUGCGUUCAAUGCACCCAAUUCAAAAACUAGUCUUAAGGUGUCGGAUUUUGAAUUUUAAUUUGUAGAAUUAGUGUAAUAUGAUGAUAUAACAUAUGAUAACAACUAAUUAGCGGAUUACCCUAAGCUAUAGACCUCCAAUUUUGAGUUAUAUCCCUAAAUCCCAAAUUAUAAACCCUAACCCUAACCCCAAAUCUCUAAACUAUAAAUCCUUCAAAUUAAAGUAAAUCUUUAAUGGUUUUUGUGCAAAUUCAUGUGCGUUAUUGUUCAUCACAUCAUAAGUAGGGAUGGCAAUGGGGCGGGUUUGGGGCGGGUUUGCCUAAACCAUCCCCAUCCCCAUCUUCAAACACCCAAACCCAUACCCGCCCCAUACCCAUGCGGGGGAAUGUUUUGGAAACCCAUCCCCAUACCCGUGGGUUUCGGGUACCCAUGGGUAAUACCCAUCCCCGUACAUCCAACAUUAUUAUACCUAAAACUUACAAGAAAAGUUUUAAUUAUAACCAUAAAUAAACCUAUAUAUCAUGAAGUCAACAAAACACGGUCAUUUUCUAAAUACGAUUCAAAGAAUAUGAUCCUAAAACAUCCAUUAAUACAUAAUAUAGACUAUAAUAUUUUUAAAUUAUUAUGCUCUAACUCUUGAUACAUUUACUAAGUAAUAAUUAACUAACAUAAUCUUGUUGACAAGGGGGAAAGUGAAAGAGUGGAAGGAGAAUUGAGGGAAAUGAAUUAGGUUUUGUUUAAGGUGGUUACUCAAUUGCAUUUCUACUAUUUAUUUUCUCGAGUUAUCAUCAUCAUCAUUGAUAGAUUACAAUUUAAUCCACAUAUUUUUUGAUAUGUGAAGAAAUUCUCUUGGUGGGGCGGGUAUGGGUAUGGGUAUGGGGCGGGGGAGGCUAAAACCAUACCCGCCCCAUACCCAUCAAACUUUUUGCGGGUUUUACCCAUACCCGCCCCAUACCCGGUCAAAGCGGGGAUUCCCCGCGUUGACUGGGUCGGGGGCGGUCGGGUACCCGUGGCCAUGGGUUUGAUUGCCAUCCCUAAUCAUAAGUGAUGAUUGACAUCAUUUUGACAUAAAUCGCAUGUUUAAAAUAACGAUUAUGAAGCGAGUGCACUGAAUGCACCCAAAAAAGUGAGUGCACUGAAAACGCCACUAUAUAUAUAUAUAUAAAAUAAAAUAAAAGAGGCGGUCGGGGCCAUAUAUAAUUCCCCCUCCCGACCAUUCUUUCCCAUCCAAUUCAUUUUGUUCUUUCUUUUGCUAUUCACGGACCGAGAGAAGCAGAGCGACCAGAGUUCAAGGGAGCAACGCGAGGGAAAAAUUUCACAGCUCAAUUCUUGAGCCCUAGUGAUCCGAAAAUCCCGAAAGUAAUGCCUAAUCCAUCCUUAUGUCGUAGUUUAUCGAUUUAGAGCUUUAAAACGAGUUUUUGAUUCAGGAAUUUAUUGAAUUUAUGAUAAGCCAAAUUAGGGUUUCGGAGUAUCCGGAAGCCAGAUUGAGCCCAAAUUUCAUAUACGAGCUUCCUGCAGCGAGGUAAUCAAUCCUCUUGUUCUAAUCCAUGAAUUUCGGCAAUUAUUUAGGUCGGGGUCCAAAUCGCAGAAUUUAGCUCCGGCCAGGGUUUGAUGUGUUUUUAUCGAGAAUUUGAUCCGGAGCCUAGAACUAAUAUUGACGGGGAUACUGCAGGGGAUAUUAGGACGGUCUUGAAUUUUAAUUCGGGGUUCGUUCGUGAAAUUGACGUUUUAGUACGGGAGGCUAGAACCGGUGUUUGAACGACCAGAACUGGUGAGGGAUUAGCACGGCAUACCGGGUUUGUCGUAUCACGAUAAUUAUAUUGAUGCUUAGAAUUGACCUAGGUGAACUAGAAUGGCAUGAUUAAGGGUGUAUGAACUUUUGUGUUAUAUGAUGAACCAUGGACUAUUGUAUGAUAUUAUUGACUUGCCCUAAUCGAGAUGGACCUUGUUUAUGUUGAUGAUUUCGUAUAUGUUGCAAAUUGUGGGCUUGACUGUUGAUAUGCCUUAUGAUGGUUCAAAAAGGUGAUUGGGUAUGAUUUUUCAUUAUUGUUGUAUUUGGAUGCAUAUGUGGGAAAAUAUAUAUUCCCUGGUGAUAUUAUGACGUUUAAGGAGGAUGACUUGCACGAGGGUUUAUCCCGAGGAAGUGCAAUUAUACGACUCCUGAUUUACCUAUGUUGAGUCAAUUGUGGCCAGGUCAAGUACAUGUGCAAGUAGCGAAUUAUGAUUAAGCAAGAUGAGAUAUGGAUCAUGGAUAAGGAUACCAAGUAAGAGUACUUUGGUCUCAUGGUCAAUUACAUAGUAAUUAGGGCUCCCCAUGCUAUUACUCCGUUAUGAUAUGUUAUGUCACACCCCUGAUGUGGUGUUGACCGUUGAUUCAUCAUGAGAUAUGACCACAUCCAGAGUGGUGUCAAGUCCGAUAUGACUACACCGACAGUGGUGGGUCCGAUAUGACCACAUCCACGAGAUGUUUGGUUCGUGUUCCCGGGAGAGUAAAUAGCAUGGGAGUAGCCAGGCGCCUAUGAUUAAAACAUGAUAAGAUGCAUAUGCAUAAGUCAAGGUGGUUGAGUCUUUUGCCUAUUGGGAUAUGAAGAUGGCUGAGGUCUGAUCCUAGUGCUUUGGCUUAUUUGCUAGAUGUAUGGUAGGGGUAUGCUUUGUUAUGAACUCACGAUGCAAGGAUUAUCUCACUCAGCUAUGAGAUGACCCUCUUUAUCCGUUUUCUCUGCUUAUGCCAUGUGUAAGCAGAUCAUCAUCAGCAACAGCAGUAGAUAGGUGAAUAGGUGGGAGCUGAGCAAGAGUUGAAGGCAAGAUGAGGAAUGGUCUUCAACUAUUCUGUGCUUGGACUACUACUCGGGAUUUUGGCUAGUGAUCCACACCUUUUUUUAAAAAUGUUUUGAGAAUGUUUUUCAUGUGCAUACUAGCUUCUGAGGUAGUGUGAGAUACCCACAGGUGUGGAAAGUUGAUGAUAUGUGUAUAUGUUGUGUAACUGUGUAAGUUGUGACGAUUAUGGUAUGUAUAAGUAGGGUAUGCAGUUGUGGAGUAUGAAAAGUGUGACUAUGGCUAAGAAAAGCCAAUGCAUAUGGUUGUGAGUAUAUAUGUUUUUGAUGAAUUAUUUUGCAGGAUAAGGUGCAAGAACUGUUAGCCCAUUAUGCGAGUAAUUCAUGUCGAAAUUUUAUUUGGGUAAAUUUUGACAAUUAAUGUAACACCCGAGAUUAAUUCCGCUACAAUUGUAUGAACAAUAUGAUUAGGCAAAACGUAUAGGGUAGGGUGUUACAGUUUGGUAUCAGAGCCCGGUUCCCUCUUUUUGCUGUUAUGGCGUACUAUACCCUAUGGGAGGUUAAACACUCCUAAGGAGGGGAGUACCCCAUAAUGACUUAAACUGGGAAUUGAGUUUGACAUGAUUAUGUGUAUUGGUAUGAUGGAUGAAAUUAUCUGUAUCAUGGUUUUCAAAAUUGAGUUUUGAACUUCUAUGUUUUCAAGUAAUUAUUUUGGGAAAAUUUUGUUUUAACCAAGUGAGAGAGUGGGUGAAGAAUGAAUUUUGUGUGGAUCAAUCUUAGGCCAAUAUUUCCUUGUAGCUCGCACGGAAGUUGUGAAAAUGUUCCUACUGACCAGUCAAGAGGAGUGGGGGCGGUUGAUGCAAGACCGCCAGUAUUAGAUUAUGCAAAGAUGAAGAGUUUGGGUGGUAGGGACUUCACGGGAGAUGUGAGCCCAGAUGCUGUAGUAGAGUGGUUGAGAGAGAUGGAAGAUGUGUUUGAGUAUCUUUAUGCAACCCUAGAGGAAAAAGUGCAAUAUGUUGUUUUUCUCCUAAAGGGGUACGCGAGGAGCUGGUGGUCCUCAGUCUCUAGAGUUAAUGGUGAACGAGUUCAGUUCACCUGGGAGGAGUUCCUGAAGGCCUUUAAGACAGAGUUUCUUCCCGAAGCUUUUAUCAGGGCAAAGAAUAAUGAAUUCGCCAACCUUAAGCAAGAGAACAUGACAGUUACUGAGUACACCAUCAAGUUUGUUCAACUACUCUACUUUGAAGAUGGGUUGGCGGAUACUGAGCAUAAGAAGAAGAUGGAAUACUUACAUGGUCUACGCCUAGGGUUGAAAGAAAAGAUUCACAUGGUUGAUGAAGAGAGUAUGGCCACUAUCAAGGAGGCAGCACUUAAGUAUGAAGCCUAUGAAGUUGAGGGUAGAGAGGAACACAAGGCCAAAGAAGAGGAGAAGAAGAGGAAGUUUGGAGUGAGUUAUUCUGGACCUCGUUACCCAUCCAAGAGAGGUCCCAGCGGUUUUGGGAGAACACCGAGUCAAUCUAUGUCAGGAACAUCAUACAAGGCACCAGUUUCCUCAGCCACACCGGCUCCAGUUUGUCAAGUUUGUCAGAAGAGACACUUUGGAGAGUGUUGGAGGUUUUCUGGAGUAUGCUUUCAAUGCGGCCAGCGGGGUCACAUCAUGAGGAACUGUCCUUAUAGGGGAGGAGGAAGACCUACUCAGUCUGAACCUUCAGUGCACUUUAGUAGAGCCCCAGCCAGCAGUGGUUACCAGGGAGACCGUAGUGGAUUUCAGAGUGGUCGUAGUGGUUCACAGGGUGGUAGAGGUGGUGGUCGGAAUCAACUAUCAGGAAGUGGUACGUAGGGUACCAGAGCACAGGGAGCACCGAGGGUUUAUGCAAUGACUCGAGGUGAGGCAGAAGUGGCACCAGAAGUUGUGACUGGUAUGCUUACUAUUCUUGGCAAGCAAUUAUAUGCUUUGAUCGAUACUGAUUCCUCACACUCAUUCAUAUCAUAUACAUUUUCACAUAUGCUACACUUAGUUCCAGAUAAGCUAGGUUAUACCUUAUGUGUCAAAACACAUGUGGGAGAUACCUUGAAGGUAGACUCAGUUAUUAGAAGUUCCUUCAUUUGUGUGGAAGGAGCUUUCCUAGCAGCAGAUUUAAUUAUGCUACCUUUUGAUGAAUUUGAUGUCAUCCUUGGAAUGGACUUUCUGGCAAUACAUGGAGCUGUUGUGGAUUGUCAAAAGAAAGAAGUGUUAUUCAACACACCAGAUAAAGGUCCUGUUGUAUU